AUGAUAGAGGGCCAUGAAUGUCCGAUUUGUUUGCAAACCUGUGUUCAACCAGUCUUGCUGCCUUGUAAUCACAUAUUUUGUUAUUUGUGCGCCAAAGGACUGGCCAGCCAUUCAAAAAAAUGUGCUAUGUGCAGGAAAGUUAUACCGGACAAUUACAUGGUGAGACCAAAACUGCUUGAUGAUUCUGCUCCAAUGCCAGCAAUAGACGGUUUAACUAUUAAUCUUUACCAAUGGUUCUACCGAGGAACAAAUGGAUGGUGGCAAUACGACCCUCGUGUUAGCAAUGAAAUUGAAUUAGCUUUCAACAAUGGUGAAGUCUCAGUUAAAAUAAUGAUAUCUGGAUUUUUAUACAUAGUUGAUUUUAAGAGUAUGAUGCAAUAUCGAGAAAAUAUUCCAAGUCGAUCGAGGUGUAUAAAACGUGAUCUCAUAAACAUACCAGAUAAAAAGGGAGUUGCUGGUCUC
Molecule: messenger RNA, 462 nt
Organism: Helobdella robusta
Lineage: Eukaryota; Metazoa; Annelida; Clitellata; Rhynchobdellida; Glossiphoniidae
Exons: 2
Biological process (GO): Wnt signaling pathway; ubiquitin-dependent protein catabolic process
Cellular component (GO): cytoplasm; nucleus
Molecular function (GO): zinc ion binding; poly-ADP-D-ribose binding; ubiquitin protein ligase activity
Source: RefSeq, a predicted model, not a curated record